Molecule: messenger RNA, 679 nt
Organism: Galendromus occidentalis (western predatory mite)
Lineage: Eukaryota; Metazoa; Arthropoda; Arachnida; Mesostigmata; Phytoseiidae
Exons: 4
Coding region: 62-679 (205 amino acids)
Source: RefSeq, a predicted model, not a curated record
UGGGAAAUCGCGGAGCUUCUUGUGCUUCGAGGGUGUUUUAGCUUGGAUACCCUCGGGAGGAAUGUGCAGCAGAGGUGAGCAUCUCGCCAUGAUGAAGAGAGCGAACGAAUCGAAGAGCAAUAAUUCAACUUCGAGAAUCGGCGCCGAGGACUUCGCUCGUAAUUUGAUGCCUCCACUCCCCAAGAACCCGCGUUCCCUACAUUCUAUUCUCGGGAGCUCGGAGUCUGACGCGGAGGAAUCGGGAAGCAGAAUCCAGAAACGACUGCCUUACAAGUCGAUAUUCCGGUCGGAAUAUAAAGCGAAAAUAGUUGAGAAUUUUUCAAUGGCUCUCGAAGAUAACCGUCUCCAUGAGGCUCUCGGAUUUUUUGAAAGCAGAAAGAGGAUUCCGCCGGUGAAGUACGUCAAGAGUUCCGUACUGAUAAACGCACGCCUAGAUGAGGGACUCGGAGAGAUCGAGUUCGAAGCCUUCGGAACGAAGCUCGAAGAUACACUGAACACAUUGAGACGUGGAGAUCCAGUGCAAAUCUUUUUCAUUCAUCGCCAUUCAGCGAAGCAGCUGAUUUUCGUGCGGGCUGUGGAGCGUGACGAUCCUCUCUGUAGGUUGCACAAAAUGCACCUCGCUGCACAGGGUCCACUUUUUCCGCUGAAUACGAAUUUCGAUGGCGUAACAGGCGCAUAA